AUAGCAUACCACGUCGUAGCAGGAAUCCUACAUGUUUGCAAGCCACGUGGAACUCAUGUACAACUCGAGCUCGCUCAAGAUAAUCCAUGACUGUCUGGACGCGAAUUAGGCAGACAUCAUGUGUCCUAGUCCAAACUUAAAGCUUAUUAACACGUAUAAUAUAAAGCAAAAUAUAGGGAGAAUUGAAAAAGCUCGGCUACAUGUUCCAAUCUUUCAACGAAUCCUAGCAAAGAAAAUAUAAGGUCCCAUGCAAGAACACAGGAAACGCCUCCAUUGAUCAUUAUUUGAUUCUUGAGCUAGGAAGUCGACCCAAGAUACACAUGCAUAGCGACACAUGGCUGAAAACAAAACCCCCGAAUCGUCCGUCUCGUUCAGCCAUUUUGCCGGUCUCGAAGCCCUGGAUCCCACCAAACGGGAGCUGUUGGAAGCCCGCUUUUCAGCACCAAGGCCAUUUAGCCAAGACUCACAAACAAGCAAUGCCUCUUCUACUGGGAGUGACAGAGAGUAUGACCAGUCGACGCCAGGAAACAGAGGAGAGAAACAUGCAGGCCGUAAGAGAAAGGCAGCUCCUACUGACGGGGAUUCACCAAGUUUGUUGGCUUCUAAGUCAGGAAGAGGCGAUUCAAUGGCAAGCAACAAGAUAACCGAGUACUUCAAGAAUGACUCACCAGCAAGAACCAGUAGUCCUUCUCAGAAUCUUCUCCCAUCAUUCACAGCUCAGUGUCAUAUUGAAAGCUCGCUAUCUAAUCCUGUCCCUGUCAGGGGGCGGAACAACAGUUCCUCGCGGCAAGACUGGAAUGACGAUUUGAUGUGUAUUAGCAUCCAUGAGGCAUGCCAGACAUCACUGACAAUGUCAACUAUUAAGGAUAUGGAAAACCAUAUGUCUUACGGUGUAGAGAAAUCUCAAAAAAAGGAUGACACUAUUCAGGAUCUUAAGAGACUUUUGGACAGUUAUAAAGAAGAGAUAUCAAAACAUGAGAAAAAGGAAGAUGAGUUAAAGCAACGCUUACAAAAAUGUACAGAAGUCAAUGAACAUCUCCUACUUGAAGCAGCACGGCUUGAAAAAAAAAGGGUGAGAGAGAACUGUAGCGAAAAUCGUCUCCGACUUGGACAGUUUGUUCCUGUACGACAAGGUGCCCAGUUUGUGGACUCAUGGUCAGAGGGUUAUGCAUUCAAGGAGCUUAACAAACAACAAGAGAAAAUCAACCAAAAACGAGAAGAACUUGAAAAACAGAAGAAAUUAUUAGUUAAGAAGAAACCAUCAAGUGGAGCAACAGUCAAAGAUAAAAAAGGAAAGUCUAGUGAUGGAGAAUUCACCAGACCCCUUUCGCCUGUUUUGUCACCGAUGGAGUACUAUGAAAAAGAGGAAAUACUCAAACUUAGAGCUGCAGCCCUAAAAAAGGAGGAAACAGAACUGCAACUUGAGCUGGACAAACUAGACAGAGAACGAAGUUUACAUAUUCGAGAGAUUAAACGCUUACAGCAUGAAGAUAAUUCCAGGUUUAAAAACCAUCCAAAGUUAAAUAAUCAGUAUCUGCUGCUCAGUUUGCUUGGCAAGGGUGGCUUUAGUGAAGUAUAUAAGGGCUACGAUCUGGUAAAUCAUAGAUAUGUUGCAUGUAAAAUACACCAGCUAAUAAAAGAGUGGAAAGAAGACAAGAAAGCGAACUAUAUCAAACAUGCCCUGAGAGAAUACAACAUUCACAAAUCACUGAACCAUCCUAGAAUAGUCCAACUCUAUGAUGUUUUCGAGAUCGAUGUUGAAUCGUUCUGUACUGUGCUGGAAUACUGUGAUGGGAAUGACUUAGACUUCCUUCUCAAGCAACACAAAACUGUCCCUGAAAGAGAGGCAAAGUGCAUUGUUAUGCAGACUGUUCGCGCAUUGAAGUAUCUAAAUGAAAUCAAGCCCCCUGUUAUCCAUUACGAUUUAAAACCAGGCAAUAUAUUGCUUGUUGGAACCGGAGCAUUCAGCGGUGAGACAAAAAUCACCGACUUCGGAUUGAGCAAGAUUUUCGAGUCUGACGAGGAUGACAGCAUGGAGCUGACCUCACAAGGUGCUGGCACCUACUGGUACCUCCCCCCUGAAUGCUUUGUGGUCGGCAAAGAACCCCCCAAGAUAUCUUCAAAGGUGGAUGUUUGGUCGGUCGGAGUUAUAUUUUACCAGAUGUUGUAUGGGCGAAAGCCGUUUGGCCACGAUCAAACCCAAGCGUCCAUUUUGGAGAACCGGACUAUUCUCAAGGCCCGCGAGGUAGAGUUCCCUGCUAAGCCAGUGGUCAGCUCAGAGGCCAAGAAUUUUAUCAGACGUUGCUUGGCUUAUCGCAAAGAUGACCGUGCAGACGUACUCACAUUGUGCGAUGAUGUUUACCUGAAGCCUACGAGCAAGAAAACCAGCACAGCUGCGUCGUCUUCGUGACAACAACUCCAUGACACACUUUGAUCACUACCUUCCUUCCUUGGCUAGCACGUGCUAUCCGUGUCAUGGUCACGUGCUCAUGGUCACGUGCAGCAGACAGCAUUGGUCUAUGAUGGAUUGAAUGUUGGUUGAGUUGAGGCUGGUAAUGCUUUAACAUUAUAUAUCUCAACAGACUCAGGUAGAAAUAUUUCCUACUGAUGUGAUCCUUGUGCGAACAUUUCACGUUUUGUUCUCUAGUCCCCUCCACGGGAAUUUAUAGCGAGUCCUGGCUUUGAUGAUAGCUUCGCUGUUUGAUUAAAAUGCUGUUUUCCUAUAGAGCAGAAAAAGAUUUAUGAUACUUUGGGGAUUUAACUUGGAAAUCAAUUAAUUCAUCUUACAAUGAAUUGUAAAAAUUUAACCCCUUCUUCAAAACCAAGUUAUUAAUGUACUACUAAGUCAGAUACUUUUCAUAUGGAAACCACAGACAAGCGAUAGAAGAAUAUUAUGGACACUACGCUAUUUGUAGAUUGACAGCAUUGCUUCUUUGUAUUAUAUCGACACAAAAAUAAAAACAAGUGAAUAUGUA
Molecule: messenger RNA, 2975 nt
Organism: Nematostella vectensis (starlet sea anemone)
Lineage: Eukaryota; Metazoa; Cnidaria; Anthozoa; Actiniaria; Edwardsiidae
Product: serine/threonine-protein kinase tousled-like 2
Exons: 28
Coding region: 335-2410 (691 amino acids)
Biological process (GO): peptidyl-serine phosphorylation; chromosome segregation; intracellular signal transduction
Cellular component (GO): nucleus
Molecular function (GO): protein serine/threonine kinase activity; ATP binding
Source: RefSeq, a predicted model, not a curated record